Molecule: messenger RNA, 2909 nt
Organism: Morone saxatilis (striped sea-bass)
Lineage: Eukaryota; Metazoa; Chordata; Actinopteri; Moronidae
Gene: zbtb3
Product: zinc finger and BTB domain containing 3
Exons: 2
Coding region: 475-2496 (673 amino acids)
Biological process (GO): regulation of transcription by RNA polymerase II
Cellular component (GO): nucleus
Molecular function (GO): RNA polymerase II cis-regulatory region sequence-specific DNA binding; protein binding; DNA-binding transcription factor activity, RNA polymerase II-specific
Source: RefSeq, a predicted model, not a curated record
CGCGCUAACGGAUGAUUCUCAACUGACUCCCGCUUUAUUUUACAGUUUGCGUCCUUAAAUGUUUUGGUUGUAACAUGUUGAUGCUGUUGCUAUUUUUACGACGUGUUUUUCUCUUACUUAACGUUACGCCGAGAUCUGAUAUGCCCCCCGUGUUCCAGUAAACUCAGCAAAAAGUGCUCCUGUGUUAGAUAAAACAGGAUAAAGCUCUCUGUGUUGGACCGGGGUUCAAGAUAACGUGAUGAAGGGGCUCAGAUGUGCCCUGUAAUUGCAGAAGUUGUGAUAAUGCACACACUUCAUUAUAGACACUGAGACAAUUUCCUCCUUUUUCUAAGAAUAAGAGGAACUAACGUUAUAUCUAAAAUGAUCUAAGAGGUUGUAUGCCUUCAGUAGUAAACCGACCAAGAGAGAUGACAGCCAUUAUUUCCCAAAGAAAGCAAAAGAGAGCUACCAAAGAAAUACUUUUCAGGAUACUUAAUGCAGCCGAUUACAGAGCUGUCUGUACUGAUUCAUUUCACUGACAGCAGCAUUCCUCUUCCUCCUCUCUUCUUCUUCCUCCUCUCUGUUGCUCAGGUAAUGGAGUUCCCGCAGCAUUCCCAGCAGCUGCUGUCAGCUCUGCGCUCCCAGCGCCAGCGGGGCUUCCUCUGUGACUGCACCGUCCUGGUGGGCUCAUCCCGUUUCCUGGCUCACAGGGCUGUUUUGGCCUCCUGCUCGCCUUUCUUCCACAUGUUCUACUCAGACUCUCCGGGGGUCGGUGGUGGAAACAGCACCAGCAGCUCUGUCACGCUCGACAGCGACAUCGUCACUGCUUCUGCAUUUGGCUUACUCUUGGACUUUGUCUAUGAAGGCGUGCUGCAGUUGGAUGAGUCUCCACCCGUGGAAGACAUAUUGGCGGCUGCGAGCUUUCUGCACAUGAACGAGGUGGUGAGAGUAUGCAAGAGACGACUGCAGAGACGAGGGCCUCUGGCUGAGGCAGACAGCACUCGCUCUGAAGAGAGCGCUGGUGCGAGGAAGGCAACAGAGACAGGGAGGGGGGGUGGUAGUGACGGUGGAGCUGACCCUGAGGUGGCCAUGGCGGGAGAUCACUUGAAUCCCGUCGCCAUGGCAGCGCCGCUCUCAUCAGUGACCAUAACAGCACAGAGGAGUCAGUUGGAGUCUGUGAAGUCUGAGCGGAGGACUGGUGGGGGGUCAACCGAGGCACGACUUCAGACUCCUCUGAGCCCCGACCUCGCUGAUACCACGCAGCCAGGCAUGGACGCCCCUCCACUACCCCCAGGUGGAGAGCUGGUGCAGGGCCUCAUGGUCAGUCCGCCUGCCCCCGCCCCGGGAGGUUACACCAGGUUGUGCACUGGAGGUCAGGGAGAGGGGUCGGCACUCUGCAGCCCUUGCAGCACCACUGAGACAUACAGCCACAACAGUAAUCAGCAGCCCUCCUCGUCUUCUUCCUCCCUGGUGCCAGUGACCCAGGCUAGUGGGCGAUCAGUGGCUGCUCUCUCCCAGUCAGAGUCCAGCCUCUCCCCCGGCCCCCAGCAGGACGUCCCCCGACUGGCCAGUGAAGACUCUGUUAGGAAACCCUCAGAGACGGACCACGGAAAUAUAUCAGGCGGAGGACAACAGAUGAUCAUGUUAUUCCAAGCAUCGGCACUAACCCCACGCUUAGAAACAAACGCAACACACCCGCCCCCGCAGCGCGCACUUUCCCAGAUUCGAAUCCAGAGCGCUGUGUCACUCCAACGCCAAAGCUUGGACAUCCAGUCCGCUCAGACCCAAACCAUUAGGGUAGAUGAGGGGGAUACGAGAGCUUCACAUGCCACUAGAAAUGAAAGAUCUCACCCUCUUAUGGGCAGAGUGAGGACAGAAGACAGUGACAGAGAGAAUGUGAAAGUCAAAGUGGAGGCCAUUGUUAUAUCUGACGAAGAGUUGGAGGAGGAGAAAGAGGAGAGCAGAGAGAGAGAACCAGUGAUGGAAGUGGACGAUGAGUUUGAAGAUGACAUCCCAGAAGAGGAGCUGAACAGCCCCCAGUUUCUCUCCUCCCACCAACAGGGCCUCUUACAAAUGACCUCCCACUCGAAUGACUACUCCUUUCCCCUCUCUCCCUCCUCUUCCUCCUCCGGUCCCGGCCCUUCCUCCCAGGACACUUCCUCCUUCGCCGCCUCCCUCAUUCCUCCAUCCACAGCUCAGCAGCAUUCAGACGCUCCUGCCUACUUCCAGGACUUCCAGGACUCUAUGGGGAACUUUGUGGAGGAUGUCCCCACGUGUGGAGUGUGUGGAAAGACUUUCUCAUGUACAUACACACUAAGGCGCCACGCCAUCGUGCACACACGUGAACGUCCUUACGAGUGUCGCUACUGCUACCGGAGCUACACGCAAUCAGGCGACCUGUACCGACACAUUCGCAAAGCUCAUGACCACACACUGCCGGCCAAACGCAGCAAGGCGGACAUAGAGGCCUCCCUGCCACCACAACCACCGCCGCCACCACCUCCACCUCUUAGCUAACAUACAAACAGACACACUAUUGUAUUUCUGUACUUAUACACACAUGAACCUUCAGCUAAUAUCCCUACUCUAAUUCUACCUUUAAACCUGCUGAAAAAUCACAAGGUGACAUUUUAAAAUGUCUGGUUUUGUCCGACCAUCUGUUCAAAACUCAAAAAUAUUCUGUUUUCUAUCAGAAAAGGUUAAAGGAACCAGAAAAUAUUCACAUUUGAGAAGUUGGAAGCAGAUAACUUUUUUAAUUGUUCCUUAAAAAAUGACUUUUAAUAACCAAUGAAUUGACUAAUCAUUGUAGCUCUGUAAUCAAGGUCAAGAGCAAAAUUUAAAUUGUAUUUAUUUAUUUUUUUUUCUUUUCAAUUUAAACACUAUCCAAACCACCUAAUGCUACCUAGACUUUACUAACACCUCAUUACUUU